Messenger RNA from Vicia faba (fava bean), 486 nucleotides. Lineage: Eukaryota; Viridiplantae; Streptophyta; Magnoliopsida; Fabales; Fabaceae. The record is from the annotation of a GenBank genome assembly.
AUGCAAACGACGCUGUUUCGACGGCUCGCUCCAUCGUUGGCAGCACGAUUUCAACGCAACGAGAAUCUUAUAAGCGCUUUUUCUUCUUUAUCUUCUUCUUCGGUUCUUCAUCAUGCUACGUCUUCGUCGUCUUCUUCUGCUGACGUGGAACCCGUUCACAUAACGGAAAACUGCGUUCGAAGAAUUAAGGAACUGGACUCUAAUGAACCAUCAGCUGCUGGAAAAAUGCUUCGGUUGAGUGUAGAAACAGGCGGAUGUUCGGGUUUUCAGUAUGCUUUUAAUCUGGACGACAGAGUCAACUCAGACGAUAGGGUUUUCGAGAAGGAAGGUGUUAAAUUGGUUGUUGACGAUAUUUCGUAUGACUUUGUUAAAGGCGCGACUGUUGAUUAUGUCGAGGAGCUAAUCCGUUCGGCUUUCGUAGUGACUGAGAACCCCAGUGCAGUUGGCGGUUGUAGCUGUAAAAGUUCCUUCAUGGUGAAACAGUAG